AUGGCCGACACCGUCCGGAAAGAGCAUGAUCUACCUAUCGACCGCAUCGUGCUCUGGAGUGACUCUAUGACUGUCCUACGAUGGAUCCGAGCAGACGCCCGGCGAUUCAAGCCAUUCGUAGCACAUCGUAUCGGAGAGAUUGAGGAGCUCACUGACGUAUCGCAAUGGCGGUGGGUCCCAACACACAGCAACCCAGCAGAUGCAGCAACCAGAGCCCCAUCCGAGAUAUCAGCAGCGCAGCACAUCUGGACGCAUGGUCCUGAGUUUCUGACCCAGCCAGAGUCUGAGUGGCCAGUAGAGAAUCCUGGGCGAGACACUACCACCAGCGACGACCAAGCCGAGAUGAAGACAGAGUUUACUGCGGUAGUCACCAAAGAAGCGCAGUUAGCCCUGCCAGAUAUCAGCCGCUUCUCAUCCUGGAUUCGGCUGAUGAGAACGACAGCAUGGAUCGUCAGAUACGUCAACAACCUGCGUGCGAAAGCGUCAAGCAAGCCCACAGUCACUUGCUCUGAGUUGCUGCCAUCGGAGUACCAGCAGGCCCAGAAGCUGUGGUGGAAGAAAGCACAGCAAGACAGCUUCCGGGAGGAAAUUGGCGACCUGCAGAAGCACAGCAAUGUGAGCAGCAGCAGCAAACUUCGAGACCUCUCACCUGUGCUAGAUAGCGACGGUGUGGUGAGAAUGCAUGGCCGAAUUCGAAGUGCACCACCCGGAAGUCCACUGACGCCCGAGCCUGUCAUCCUGGACCCGUCGCACCCAUUCACACAGAUGCUCCUUCAGCAGUACCAUGUCUGGCAUGGACACCAUGUCACUAUCGGACGACGUCACGAGAAGCGGUACGGCGUGAUAUUCACCUGCCUUACGACCCGAGCUGUACACCUGGAGCUGUCACACGACUUGACAACAGACUGUACCAUCAUGGCAAUUUGCCGGUUGAUCAGUCGCAGAGGGUGCCCUGGAGUUAUCUACUCGGACAACGGCACCAACCUACGAGGUGCAGCAAGAGAACUCAAGGAAUCGUUGGACCAGCUGGACCAGACACGCCUCGCAGCUGAGCUCACACCGAGAGGAAUCAAGUGGGAGUUCAAUCCUCCGGCAGCCCCGCACAUGGGGGGAGCGUGGGAGCGACUAGUGAGGUCAGGGAAAACCGCCUUGAGAGCCGUGCUCAAGGAACGUGCUCCGCGUGAGGAUACACUCAUCACGCUACUUACAGAGGUUGAGGCGAUAAUCAACAGCCGCCCGCUCACACAUGUGUCCUCUGACCCAACUGACGACAACAGCCUGACGCCGAACCACUUCCUCCUAGGGACGCCAUCAGCAGCACCAGUGCCCGGAGUAUUCAGUGGUGAUGACCUACAUCUGCGCCGGCAGUGGCGCAUCGUGCAAGUGCUAGCAGACCAUUUCUGGCGUCGCUGGAUUAAGGAAUACUUGCCAACGCUAGCCCGGCGAACCAAAUGGCACGGAAGAACAGAGAAGAAGGUGGACUGA
Messenger RNA from Sycon ciliatum, 1485 nucleotides. RefSeq lists its product as uncharacterized. The record is from RefSeq and is a predicted model, not a curated record. Gene Ontology annotation, molecular function: nucleic acid binding. Gene Ontology annotation, biological process: DNA integration. The transcript has 2 exons. The coding region runs from base 1 to 1485 and encodes 494 amino acids. NCBI's taxonomy places the organism in Eukaryota, Metazoa, Porifera, Calcarea, Leucosolenida, Sycettidae.